UUUACAGUGGAGGUGAACAGUUGUGCAGCCAGGAAGAAAAAGUUCACACAGAGUGUUUGGAGUAUGAACACACUCAGUUUUUUCCUUUUGGCUCUUGGUUUUCUCGUCUGUGAGGGAGGUAACCCGUGCUGCUCGGAGCCAUGCCAGAACAGAGGCGUCUGCACAGCCCUGGGAGCCGAAGCGUAUGAGUGUGACUGCACGCGUACGGGAUACACCGGUCCAAACUGCACCACGCCUGAAUUACUCACCAAGAUCAAAGUGCUCUUGAAGCCGUCGCCCAACACGGUCCACUACAUUCUCACCCACUUCAAGGGCUUUUGGAACAUCGUCAACAACAUCUCAUUCCUCCGAGAUGCCAUCAUGAAAUACGUGCUGACAUCUCGCUCGCACAUGAUUGAUAGCCCCCCAACUUACAACGCUGAUUACGAUUACAAAAACUGGGAAGCCUAUUCCAACCUCUCCUACUACACAAGAACACUCCCCCCGGUUCCGCAGGACUGCCCAACCCCGAUGGGAGUCGUAGGUAAAAAGGAGCUACCUGAUGCCAAGCUUCUUGCUGAGAAACUCCUGAUGAGACGACAGUUCAUCCCUGACCCGCAGGGCAGCAGCCUGAUGUUUGCGUUCUUCGCUCAGCACUUUACGCACCAGUUCUUCAAAUCGGACAUGAAGAGAGGCCCCGCCUUCACGCAGGCCAAAGGUCACGGGGUGGACCUCAGUCACGUUUACGGAGACGGCCUGGAGAGGCAGUACAAGCUGAGGCUCUUGAAAGACGGCAAACUUAAGCAUCAGAUGCUGGAUGGAGAGAUGUACCCCCCAACUGUAAAGGAAGUGGGUGCUGAUAUGCACUACCCUCCUCAUGUCCCUGACUCUCACCGCUUUGCCGUCGGCCACGAAGCGUUCGGACUGGUCCCUGGACUCAUGAUGUACGCCACCAUAUGGCUCCGGGAACACAACAGGGUGUGUGACAUCUUGAAGGAGGUCCAUCCUGACUGGAACGACGAAAGACUCUUUCAGACCGCACGGCUCAUUCUGAUUGGAGAAACCAUCAAGAUCGUGAUUGAGGACUACGUGCAGCACCUGAGUGGCUAUAAUUUCAAGCUCAAGUUCGAUCCCGAGCUGUUGUUUAGCCAGCGUUUCCAGUACCAGAACCGCAUUGCAUCCGAAUUCAACACCCUUUACCACUGGCACCCCCUGAUGCCCGAUACCUUCCGCAUUGAGGAGAAAGACUACAACUACAAAGAGUUCGUCUUCAACACGUCGGUCGUGACAAAGCAUGGGAUUGCCAACUUAGUGGAGUCCUUCACUAAGCAAAUAGCUGGGCGGGUUGCUGGUGGCCGGAAUGUCCCUGCACCAAUUAUGUAUGUGACCGUUAAAUCCAUGGAGGACAGCAGAAAAAUGCGUUAUCAGUCUCUGAACGCCUACAGGAAAAGAUUUUCCAUGAGUCCAUACACGUCUUUUGAAGACCUGACAGGAGAAAAAGAAAUGGCCGCAGUGCUGGAGGAGAUGUACGGCGACGUUGACGCUGUGGAGCUCUACCCGGGCCUGCUGGUGGAAAAACCCCGCGAGAAUGCUAUCUUUGGGGAGACCAUGGUGGAGAUGGGGGCCCCUUUUUCACUCAAGGGCUUGAUGGGAAACCCCAUCUGCUCUCCAGAAUACUGGAAGCCCAGCACCUUUGGAGGCAGCAUAGGAUUUGACAUCGUCAACACGGCAUCCCUGCAGAGGCUUGUGUGCAAUAAUGUCCAGGGGCCCUGCCCGGUGGCGUCUUUUUAUGUGCCGGACGUCAGCGACACGGGGUCCAACUCCAGCACGUCCCCCUCACGUGGUAGUGACGUCAACCCCACAGUCAUUUUGGAAGAAAGGACUACUGAGCUCUAAGUUUAUUUUUAAGCUAUUCAUACAGCUAUUUAUUUAUUUAAUGUCUUAUUAUUUAUUCUAUUUAUAACAGAACAUGUUUUAUAUGAUUGGUAAUAUAUUGUUGAACGGCUCUAUUAUUUAUUGAAACACACAAUGUAUUGUAAGUUAUUGUAUUGUAAAGUGAAAGAUCUCAGCGACUGCAACCUGAUACUUGAAAGUUAGUUUACAAUUUGAGCUACAGUUACGUUGCUAACGUUUCUAUGAACUAAGUGCUGCUUGUCUUCCACUUUGUGUUUAUGUACAGUCUUUGUUCAUUUAUGACAAAAAAGUGGACUUUUACUGCCGACGGUAAAUAGAAGCCCUGUAAUGAUGAAAUAGAGUAAUUUAAUCAAUUUGAGUAUUUUUUUGUAUUUAUAAUUUUUGCUUCAGUUUUAUUUAAAUAUAUAUGGUCAUUUGAAAUGACACUGGAUUUAAGUUGCGCGGUUUUAUAUGUCUGUUUUGUAGAAGACUCACUUGAAUCGGGUUGAAAUAGUCAUGUGGUUGGUUAGAUAGGCUCUCAAGGACUAUUUGAAUACCAGUUUGGCACUAAUAAACGUUAGCAGGAAAUGGUGAACAUUUCUCUAGAAAUCACAUGGCACUCUCAUCCUUGUUUGACAUUCAACUGUGUAAUCCAACUUGUAGAUGACUGCAAAGUAUUUCUUAUAAUUAAAUUAUAUUUCUGA
Messenger RNA from Entelurus aequoreus (snake pipefish), 2576 nucleotides. RefSeq names its product prostaglandin-endoperoxide synthase 2b (gene ptgs2b). Gene Ontology annotation, cellular component: neuron projection; cytoplasm. Gene Ontology annotation, molecular function: prostaglandin-endoperoxide synthase activity; oxidoreductase activity, acting on single donors with incorporation of molecular oxygen, incorporation of two atoms of oxygen; peroxidase activity. Gene Ontology annotation, biological process: response to oxidative stress; cyclooxygenase pathway. The record is from RefSeq and is a predicted model, not a curated record. The transcript is spliced from 10 exons. Lineage: Eukaryota; Metazoa; Chordata; Actinopteri; Syngnathiformes; Syngnathidae. The coding region runs from base 64 to 1875 and encodes 603 amino acids.